Sardina pilchardus (European sardine) is the source of this 1731-nucleotide messenger RNA. RefSeq names its product zinc-alpha-2-glycoprotein-like. The transcript has 5 exons. The record is from RefSeq and is a predicted model, not a curated record. Gene Ontology annotation, biological process: immune response. NCBI's taxonomy places the organism in Eukaryota, Metazoa, Chordata, Actinopteri, Clupeiformes, Clupeidae. Bases 90 to 1109 code for a protein of 339 amino acids. Gene Ontology annotation, cellular component: external side of plasma membrane.
AUUAUGUAACACUGUAGCCUUUGUACUAUUGUUCCUGUUUCAGUGGCAGAAGCUAAAACAUACAAUGUAAAAGUCUGCCAUUCCAACAGAUGGAGAGGGCUUUCUUCCUGUCAGUAAUCUGGACGUUACUUACGUCUGGUUACCUGGGAACCUCUUCUGACACCCACUCUCUGCAGUACUUCUACACUCUGACCCUUGAUCAAGCCGGAAGGACCCACUUUGUUUCAGUGGGGAUCCUUGACGGGGUUCAGAUUGACCAUUAUGACAGCAAGAGCCAGAGGGAUGUACCUAUGGUGGACUGGAUGAUGCAGGGGAAGAGGUUCUGGGAUGAUGAGACUAAGGCCCGCGAAUAUGACCACGGCCUGUUCUCCGCCAUGAUGAACGAUACUUUCAGUCACAGCAGUGGAGGGCUUCACACUUUCCAAGCCAGGUGUGAAUGUGGUUUUGCCCCGGGGCGUACCUGGGGAGGCAUUCGCAACGCUCACAAUGGCCAGGCUUUCCUGACUUUUGACCCAGAGUCUCAGAGUUGGAAGGCAGAGGCGCCCCCUAGCGACCAGGCAGCAGCAGUGCGAGUAAAGAGGCAGUGGGAACGCUGGGAUCAGUGGACCAAGGAUGUUAAGGUGUACGUGGAUCAGUUGUGUCCUCAACGCCUUCACAGCUUCUUGGGGUAUGGGAAGAAAGCUUUGGAGAAAAAAGAAACACCAAACAUCACCAUCGUGCAUACCCACACACAGGAGGCCACCUGCCUCGCUACCGGUUAUUACCCCCAUGGGGCAAGAGUCCAGUGGGUCCGUGGUGAGAGGCAUGAGCCAGUCCCAGAACACAUGCUGCAGGGAGGCGAGGAGCUUCCUAAUGGAGAUGGAACUUUCCAGAUCCGUUUGACUUUGAGGCAUUUGGGAGAGGAGGAGUACAAGUGUCAAGUCAACCAUAGUAGCAUGGAGACACCGAUGAUGAGGACUUUGGAAAAGCCGAGGACCAGGAUGUUAAUCCUGCUGUCUCCUGCUGUCAUUGUGGUCCUGAUUACUGUUAUGGUGGUCAUAGCCAAAUGGAUACAUGAAAGAAGCCGCCAUCGAGACGAAACCGAUUUACCACAAGAGACAAGAUUGUAACUCUCCAUUGAAGGAAUGGCUGGCUAUACUCAAGAAAGAUUGCAGAUAUUUGAACUCAACAGUCAAACAAAUAGCCCCCACACUUCAGUGUCUCAUGGGUGUGAUCAUAACAUAGUCAUGGUCAUAAUUACCAUUAAUUGUGGUUGAAAUGUAAAAUCAACAAUGACAACACUUGCAUGCUGCAAUGCAGUAGCAGUCACCUGAUACACUCCCUAGCUCUAGAAUAUGGGCAAGACAAUCCAGCAGAGGGCAGGAGAGACUUUUAUAAAUGUGACAACAGACAAACUAUGCGAUUGAGUUUGUUGUUCUGAGUCUGAGUCUUAGGUGUUACCUUAGUCUGUAUAGGUAUGAAUAUAAAUAUUUGCACAAGAAUUGUGUUAUGUACUGUAUACACACAUAAAUUGAAUGUUAUGGGUAAUGACUUAAAAGAGAUUAUGUGUUGUCUGUAUCAUCACUAUUUGUAGUCACUGUGCUGUGUCACGGUGAAAUGGACACGCACUGAGGAAGGCCAAAACAUUUGUGACAUUGCUGCUAAUAAAACAGACAUGUUUUGGAGUGUGGGUCCUCAUCCUUAUCCAUUUGUGGUAGAAAAGGUGCCUGAAGUAGAGAAAGUAGAAAAGCA